Molecule: messenger RNA, 3212 nt
Organism: Phyllostomus discolor (pale spear-nosed bat)
Lineage: Eukaryota; Metazoa; Chordata; Mammalia; Chiroptera; Phyllostomidae
Gene: PIGM
Product: phosphatidylinositol glycan anchor biosynthesis class M
Exons: 1
Coding region: 229-1497 (422 amino acids)
Biological process (GO): GPI anchor biosynthetic process
Cellular component (GO): membrane; glycosylphosphatidylinositol-mannosyltransferase I complex
Molecular function (GO): GPI mannosyltransferase activity; alpha-1,4-mannosyltransferase activity
Source: RefSeq, a predicted model, not a curated record
AGGAGAAAGCUAACUCUCUGCUGCGGUGACUGAGAACACCGCUGGGGCUCGCGACCGGAAACAGCACGGGGGCGGGCUUCAUGCCGGAAGUGCUAGCCAGCAGUUGUUUCGGUUGGCCGCCUAGCUGGUGGGAGGUGGGCGGGCGAUUGGAGGCUAGGAACCGGAUCGAAGGUUAGGGAUUCGAAGGCAGUUCGGUGCUGGGACUGAGCGGUAUCAUCCAGUCAAACCAUGGGUCCGACCGAGCACUGGGAAGAAUGGUUCCUGAGCCCUCGGGUACUCCCCGCUGGGGUUUUUGGUGUGGCUUCCCUUGCCCGAGUCGCCCUGGUUUUCUACGGGGUCUUCCAGGACCGGACCUUGCGCGUAAGGUACACAGACAUCGACUACCACGUUUUCACGGACGCCGCGCGUUUCGUCACGGAGGGACGCUCGCCUUAUCUGAGGGCGACCUACCGUUACACGCCACUGCUUGCUUGGCUUCUCAUUCCCAACAUCUACCUCGGCGACCUCUUUGGAAAGUUUCUCUUCAUCAGCUGUGACCUCCUCACGGCUUUCCUUUUAUACCGCCUGCUGCUGCUGAAGGGGUUGGGCCGCCGCCACGCCUGCGGUUACUGUGUCUUUUGGCUUCUUAAUCCCUUGCCUAUGGUGGUAUCCAGCCGAGGCAAUGCGGACUCGAUCGUCGCCUCCCUGGUGCUUAUGGCCCUGUACCUAAUAGAAAAAAGACUUGUCGCGUGUGCCGCUGUAUUCUAUGGUUUUGCAGUGCAUAUGAAGAUGUAUCCGGUGACAUAUAUCCUUCCCAUAGCCCUCCACUUGCUUCCCGAACGCGACGACAGAAGCCUCUGCCAAUCCCGGUAUUCCUUCCAGGCUCGUUUUCACGAAUUCCUGAAGAGGUUGUGUGAUCCGGCUGUGGUGCUCUAUGUAGUAGUUGCUGGACUCACAUUUUUUGCCCUGAGUUUCGGUUUUUAUUAUAAAUAUGGUUGGGAAUUUUUGGAGCACACCUACCUUUAUCACCUGACUAGGAGAGAUAUACGCCACAACUUUUCUCCAUACUUCUACAUGUUGUAUUUGACCGCAGAGAGCAAGUGGAGUUUUUCCCUGGGAAUUGCUGCAUUCCUACCACAGUUCAUCUUGCUUUCAGCAGUGUCUUUCGCAUAUCACAGAGAUCUUGUCUUUUGUUGUUUUCUUCAUACGUCCAUUUUUGUGACUUUUAACAAAGUCUACACCUCCCAGUACUUUCUUUGGUACCUCUGUCUACUGCCCCUUGUGAUGCCACUAGUGAGAAUGCCCUGGAAAAGAGCUGUAGUUCUCCUAAUGCUGUGGUUUGUAGGGCAGGCCUUAUGGCUGGCUCCUGCAUAUCUUCUUGAGUUUCAGGGAAAGAACACCUUUUUGUUUAUAUGGUUAGCGGGUUUGUUCUUCCUUCUUAUCAACUGUUCCAUCCUAAUUCAAAUUAUUUCCCAUUACAAGGAGAAACCCCUGACAGAGAGACUCAAAUAUGACUAAUAUUUGCUCCAGUUCUGCCAUUUCUAUUACAUUAUGAUUGUUCUGAAUGGACCAGGAGAGAGCUUUGGAAAAUUUUGAACAUCCUAAGCACCCUAGUGAAUGUUCAGUUUGGAGCAUAAUACCCUGAUUCCACAAAUUAAAACGAAUGUCUGCCUUAUGUAUAAAGGAGACUCAGUAUUAAGGUCCACCCUUUAGGAAAUGGGAGGGAUGUUUGAAAAUGGAAGGGUUGAUGAAACUAUUGGAUAUUAAAAUGUUUUUGUAGAAAAAUACAGAAAUAUGGUUAGAGACAUAAGGUCUGAGUAUUUGUUCUGGUUAUACUAUGUUACUGUCUGAAGCAGUCUUAUCUUUUAACCCCCCCUUUUUCUUUCUCAAGUUUUCCUGAUAUCUGUGGACACUCUCAAAUGUUCCUAAAGCACAGCUUUUAUAUAUAAAGUGUUAAGUAAUGCGACUGUAUGUGUUUAGGUUAGGAAAAUUAGUUCUGUAUUAAUAGUGGAGGCUUAGAAGAUAAAGAAUUCAAAGCAAUUAAAUUGUAAUCAUGUUUUAUGUAUUUGUUUUAUACUUAGUUUUUCAGCACGCAGUCCCAGUGGUAUUAGAUUACCAUUUUUGGUCGUAUACAAAAGGGAUUAAAUUUAAAUUUAUCCAUUUUUAAACUUGAGUUAUUACAUAUUUUAAAAUAGCAUCUUGCUUUUGAUGUUUGGGGUCUGCAAACAGAACAUUUUAGUGUUCUGUUAUACCUCUUUAAUUCUGAUUUUAAAAAAUAUCUUUCAUCUACAAUUUAAGUUAAUCAACUGUUAUCUGUUGUAAAAAUGAAUAUUCAUAUAUUUUAGGUGAUAAAAACUCAAAUUGUUAUUAUGGCAUUUUCCAUACUUAAAAGUACCCCGCUUAUGAAAAUACCCAUGAUAGAAAUGGAGACCUGCGUGAGAGGCUCCUGGAAAGCAUAUGAAGCAUCCUAAGUAUCCAUUAGUCUUUUAGACCAGGAAAUACAGGGAGAGAUUAUGAAAACGAGACUCUGUAGAUCCAUUUCCCUUAUUACUAUAAUAUUUCUGAGAAACAAUGCUUUCUGAGAUUAAACCAAGCACUCUAAAAAAAUUUUUUUUAACAUAGCCCAUUAGUUGGGGAUUUCCUAACACUAACCUGCAAUAGUAAUAUAUGGGUUUAAUUUUAUGAUUGUAAUUUUAAAAGAUGAAUAAUUGAACAACAUUGCUCUUCCAUGGUAAAACAAAUGAAUAAACAUCCUCCAAAGAAGUAGUAUAUUUCAUGUCAGGUCAGGCCUAAAAAAGCCUUUGAGAACAAGCUGUGUCUACAUGGUCAUAAUUAAGAAUGCUAUUACUGGCAGCAUUUUGAUGGACAUGUUCUUGGGACCUGCCAUUAGAAAAAAGGGAAGAAUAGAUGGCUUUACAUGGGUUGCUGUUUUUGUGAAAAUAGCAGAGACAAUUGAGGACACUGACCUUAUAAUAUCUAAUCUUCUAUCCUGCGUUAAGUAUUAUCUCUCAGGCUCUUAGUUUAUAACUGUUCACUAGUGGCCUUUCAGCCAUGCCAUUCUUCUCUUCCAUUUUUUUUUUAAUAGAAAUUAAAAAAAUUUUUGGUAGGAAGAUGGGUGGGUAAAUAGAGUUCUUACACCCCUAUGUAAUUGUCAUUUUGGUAUUCUUGACUUCCUGAAUAUUUUUUAAAAUAGUCAUAAGUAUAUUUACUCAUUAAUUUUUUUUUCUACUUCA